CGCCGGACGCGCCGCCGAUCGCCAUUCCGCCCUGCGUGGGCCGACCGGACCGGGCCGGCGUCUCAUUUUCGCGACCCUUCGCAAGAGUGCUCCCGGUGGCAGACCGCUGCCCUGUGCCCUAACCAAGCCUGUGGACUUCCCCGAGGACUUGUCUGUGGACUGGGUGGACUGUGCAGGAGGAACCUGUGGAGCGCUCUAGUGACUGCCACUCCGGAUGGGCAGGAGGGAAGGCCCUUCGAGGAGGCCGUCGAGGACGUUGCCGAGGACGUCAGCCAGGAUGGGGCGGCCCUAGAGUGCGCCGCCACGGGCAGUCCCUGCCGCCCUUCUCGGAGAGUACACGAUGGAGAGCUGCGGUUCUUGGAUUGACGAACUGCUUGACUCGAAAAAUUCCUCGAAUGAAAAUGGAAUCGAAGAAGCACCCGUGAAGAGGUCGCGGACGUUUUGCCUUAGUUUCAGUGCUAUCAGUAGAGGGUUGAGUCCCUUUCUAGACAUGUGGAUAUCAUCGGGCAAGAUUGAUCUGGUCAACCUUCUCAAAGAUGCUAUUUUUAAUGAUCUUAUUGAUGAAUGUAGGCAUAACAAUCCUGGAGCCAGGCUGUCAAGCCAACUUCGCACUCGCCUUGAAAGGCUCAGCUCAGAGAAUCGCACGGAACUAGUCAAUCGUGUCAAAGAUGGCUGUGCUCCUCUUUUCAUAGCUUGCAUGAGAGGACAUGCAGAAAUGGUGGAGUACCUUAUAAAAGUAUGCGGAGCAGAUGUUGAAGAGAGGGGUCUUUAUGAGGUGCCAGAUGACCGAUCCGUCCAUUUUGUGACACCACUUUGGUGCGCUGCAGUGUCAGGAAAAUUGAAUGUGAUCAAAGUUCUUGUUGAAAAUGGUGCUAAUGUGAAUGCAGCUUCAGACAGUGGUUCUACCCCUGUGAGAUCUGCAUGUUUCAUGACGCACAUGGAAAUUGUAAAAUAUCUAGUUGCUCAUGGGGCCGAUAUAUUGAAGCCUAACUACAAUGGUGGCACUUGCCUUAUAAACUCUGUGCAAAGUGCAUCCUUAUGUCAGCUUUUACUUCAGAAUGGUGCUCAAGUAAAUGUUCGAGAUAUACAGAAUAAAACUGCUUUACAUUAUGCAAUUCAAGAGCAUAGAUGUGAGACUACUGCAUUACUAUUGGAUCAUGGGGCAGAUCCCCAUGCUCGAUCUCGCUUAAAUGAUGAUGCAUUACGCACAGCUUGCCUAAAAGGAGCUCAAGCCAUUUUUGACCUUCUUCGUGAGCGAGUUAAUUAUGAACCUGAAAGACUUGCUGAUGCUUAUGAGUUGCUGGGCUCAACAUUACUGGAUGAGCAUAAUGACACCCAAAGUGCCUUACAACAUUGGCUUACAGCUGUCCAAAUACGACUUGCUAAUGGUCAAAAUGGUCAGCCUAUUCCAAAACGCCCAGUUGUGCCUCUAAGAGAGACAUUUGGCUAUGCUCGAGAAUUUAUUACCGAGGAGGAACUGAACUCUCUAGACGUAGAUGCUAUGCGAAUGCACAGCUUAUUAAUCUGUGAGAGGAUCCUAGGGGAGCAACACAAAGACACUCUGUUCCGCCUGAUGUACAGGGGGGCUGCCUAUGCUGAUGCUCUGCGUUAUCAACGUUGCAUUGAUCUGUGGAAACGAGCUCUUGAAGUUCGCAUCAUGAGAGACUCCAUUAUGUCUAGUGACACAUGCUUUACUGCUCAAGCUUUAGUUCGGCUAUUUGUGGACUUAAAUGAGAAAUUAUUACUUAUUCAUGACCCCUAUGAAGAAGGGAAAAACCCACGAUUUGAUGAUGUUGCGGCUGUUUUUCUAAUGUUAGCUCAACCUCUUGUUGAGUCCCGUCCCUUGUUUGAGAUUCAUCCUGUGAAUAAACGUCAACAAGAGAGUUAUGACCGUAUUUUGAAGUGCAUAACUCAUCUUGUCUAUCUGCUAGUAAAGACUGCUAGAACUGAGGACGAUAGACAAAGAGUGUAUAGCCUGAUUACAAAUCUUGUUCGUUAUAAUCCCUGUUCUGCUUCCACUGGAGACUCGCUCCUACACCUUUGUGUCUCAAGGCUGAAUACUAUUAAGAGUAGUUACUUUGCUGAGGAUACUCAGGUGAAUCAGGUUGUGUUCCCUGAUUUAGAGGUGACAAGAGUCCUUCUUCAGUGUGGUGCUCCAGUCAAAGCUUGCAACAAAUCACGCUCCACACCUCUCCAUGUUGCUUCAAAUCCUUACAACUUUGAUAAUUCAUUAGUGAAGCUUCUUCUGGACCAUGGUGCUCACCUAGAUCAAUCAAAUAAGAAUGGAGAGAGACCAUCUUUAAGUAUUGGAAGCAACACUCGAAGUUCUGUAAAUCUAGUUAAUUAUACCACCUUAUGUUGUCUUGCAGCAGUUGUUGUAUCUAAAAACAAAAUUCCCUAUCGAGGGCAGAUUCCUAGUACUUUGGAGAAUUUUGUUGCACUUCAUGAGCCCUCACUUUGAGCAUGAUCAACACCCAUUGCAUUUACUUGAGAAACCAAAUGAACUAAAAUAUUUGAUUAGGGUAAGGUGCCUUUUUACGCGCAAACAGAUUUAUCAAAGUGACAUCCUUUGUGUACCUUUUAUGUUCUAAAUUCUUAGUAUUUGACUCAUGCCUGACCCAUUGUUUCUUUUCUUACCAUGUGGAGUGGAAUUUUUGUGCUGGCUGGAAAAGUGGGAUACGGGUGGAUGAAUGCCUGUGUGUGUGGAUGGUGGUGGAGUGUCCUGUUAAAAUAAUAAUCAUCACAUAUUCUGGCUCAUUAAUUCAUAAUUAUAAUAAUGGAUGGGCACAAGGAUCACAAAGGCCGUGAUAUUCAUGCAGUGAUUACUGAUUAUCUGUGUUUGUGGUUCCUCUCUUAAAACUUGAGCCGCGUUCGCGGUGGCUUCUCUUGCUUCCGCCAGGGCCCUCGGGGUGUAUCAGUGUACCAGUUCGCGGUUGCAAGGGUGUCCCUGCCCCUGCUGGGCCUGCAUUGUAACUUCCAUAGGGAUCGCGUCGUACACCGUAGCCUCUAGACAAACAAACUGUAACUACACUUGUUGCUAGGGACACCAAAAACCUGAAGCUUGUUCUUGCCCUUAUGUCAUGCAAUGUUCUCAUUCUCUCAUUUUAAAUUAAUGUUUAGCUGUAUGAAGUUCAUGUCAGUUUGGAGUCCAGAGGAUAGUCUCUUUUGUUAUCUUCUUACUUCUAGUGAUUUUAUCUGAGGUUUUUUUUUUCAAUUGAAAAUCUGUACUUCUUCAUGUGCUUGGGGCCAUCAUUUUAGAAGCAGUCACUGCAAUGAAUUGUUGCUCCUUUUCUGGUGUGUUUUUUCUUUCCUUAUGCAUAGUGUGUACAGAAUUUGACUUUUUUAAAUGUUUAAUUUUAUCUGUCACUCUGAGGCAAGGAGCACAUGCGACAUCUUUCAUUGUAAUUGUUGCCACUGUUUUAGAAAGUAAUCAACUGUAUUUUUUUUCUCUAAUGGUAACAUUUAGAACAUUUUGUUUUUGUUAAAUGAGUAUUGUUAUGUGAUAUGAUUAUUUAUUUCUAUGUCUGUUUUUUUUAAACUGAAUAUGUUCUGGUGUACAGUUAUUAGCAGAUAAAGAAUUGUUACACACUGGA
Molecule: messenger RNA, 3593 nt
Organism: Thrips palmi
Lineage: Eukaryota; Metazoa; Arthropoda; Insecta; Thysanoptera; Thripidae
Gene: m-cup
Product: protein fem-1 homolog CG6966
Exons: 7
Coding region: 341-2461 (706 amino acids)
Molecular function (GO): protein binding
Source: RefSeq, a predicted model, not a curated record